This is a messenger RNA of Balaenoptera musculus (blue whale), 1579 nucleotides long. RefSeq names its product palmitoyl-protein thioesterase 1-like. Gene Ontology annotation, cellular component: lysosome. The record is from RefSeq and is a predicted model, not a curated record. Gene Ontology annotation, biological process: nervous system development; receptor-mediated endocytosis; protein depalmitoylation. Gene Ontology annotation, molecular function: palmitoyl-(protein) hydrolase activity. NCBI's taxonomy places the organism in Eukaryota, Metazoa, Chordata, Mammalia, Artiodactyla, Balaenopteridae.
AUGAACGCUGAAUUAGAAACAAGCCACAAUUAUAAUACUUCAAGAUGUUUGUGGCUAAAACAGGCUCUCGCUUUCCUGCUGGGGUCCUGCACUUCCCUGGCGCUGGGGCAUCUCGACCUGCCGGCUCCACUGCCCCUGGUGAUCUGGCAUGGGAUGGGAGACAGCUGUUGUAAUCCCUUAAGCACGGGCACUAUUAAACAAAUGGUCGAGAAGAAAAUACCUGGAAUUUACGUCUUAUCUUUACAGAUUGGGAAGAUCCUGGUACAGGAUGUGGAGAACAGCUUUUUUUUGAAUGUUAACUCCCAAGUAAAAAUGGUGUGUCAGAUUCUUGCUAAGGAUCCUAAAUUGCAGCAAGGCUACAAUGCUAUGGGAUUCUCCCAGGGAGGCCAAUUUCUGAGGGCAGUGGCUCAGAGAUGCUCAUCACCUCCUAUGAUCAAUCUCAUCUCAGUUGGGGGACAACGUCAAGGUGUUUUUGAACUCUCUCAGUGCCCAGGAGAGAGCUCUCACAUCUGUGACUUGAUCAGGAAAACACUGAAUGCUGGAGCUUACAAUAAAGCUUUACAAGAAUGCCUGGUGCAAGCAGAAUAUUGGCACGACCCCAUAAAGGAGGACAGCAACCACAGCAUCUUCUUGGCAGAUAUUAAUCAGGAGAGAGGUGUCAAUGAGUCCUACAAGAAAAACCUGAUGGCCCUGAAGAAGUUUGUGGUGGUGAAAUUCCUCAAUGAUUCCAUUGUGGACCCCGUGGAUUCUGAGUGGUUUGGAUUUUACAGAAGUGGCCAAGCCAAGGAAACCAUUCCCUUACAGGAGAGCACCCUGUACACACAGGACUGCCUGGGGCUAAAGGCAAUGGACAACGCAGGACAGCUGGUGUUCCUGGCUCUCGAAGGGGACCAUCUUCAACUGUCUGAAGCAUGGUUUUAUGCCCACAUCAUACCCUUCCUUGAGUGAAACCCUUGUAGUUUGCACCAGAGCUCAGGGAACCCCUCACACUUCCAAACCAGUUCCCUCCAUGCCCAAGCCUGAGCUCAGAUCCAGCUAGCAACUAAUCCUUCUCUCGUCACCAUCUAACAUGCCCUGCUUGGAAAGAUCCAAGAUUGGAAUCUUAUACUUUGCCUCAUCCUAUCAGCAUAUGGUGUUGAAUGCAAGUUUAAUUAGCUAAUAACCAUGGAGAUUGUUUUACAACCCUUUGAUGUGGUCAGACUGUUUUAGGAAUUAGGAGUUUGCUGCAGGUCAGUGGCAGAACUGUGCCCAGGUCUAGAAGAGACUGAACAAACUAAACCAAUGAGAUAGAGUCUAAGGCAGAUGCCUUUCUCAGGAAAAUCUAGCCACAUCUCAAACCAAGAGGCCAGUACCCAGGCCUGAGGUAUUCACAUAAAUGCUUUCUCAGUUGUGCUGGUGGAGAUUUGACCAGUGCUUGGAAAAGUAUUGCUUGGAUGAUAUGUCCACAUUAUUUCUUGAGGCUGUCCUCCUCUCUUUGAGUGUGCUGCUUUCUGUGGUGUCUUAGCUAUUAUUAGACAAAUUCCGGCAGCCCACCAUCUUGCCUUGGUAGCACUUUUUUUUGUCUCCUCAGGUAGUGAUG